AUGUUUAGAGAGUUCUUUCAACGGUUUCUAAAUCCACAGACGCCAACCUUCAUUGAACUACCAGGUGGUUUCCCUGAAGAGCGAACUGAAGAAGCAACUUCGGCUAGCUCAGGUAAUAAUAUUAAAGAUAAAAUUUUGCACUGUUUAAUUACACCUCCACUUCUGCUGUUGUAUUUUAUUUUAAGUGUUACACUAUUUAUUAUUGAUACUUUCAAGCCAAUCAGGAAAUUGGUGGUAUUUUAUGAUAAUAAUCGGUUUAGAAAUUCCGAAGAGUAUUCUAAUCAUUACCAGGCACUAGUCGACAAUAUUAUUAGUGACUGCGGCAGAUAUAACCUGUCUGCCAGGGAACCGCCUACACUAGGAGAGACACACUCAUUUUAUUCGCUCUAUAAUACAGAAAAUGGGCUUCUUCUUCCAAAUAUGAUCCAAGGUGGGUAUAGUGAUCUUCUGAAGACAUGUACGGAGCAGGGGAAGUUUGCAUUGAUAUAUAUUCAUGAUCCGAUGUUGCCAUCCCCCUUGGAAUAUGUGCAUAGACUUCUCACCAGCGAAGAAAUGAUAAAUAUGAUUAGACGAUACCAGAUGCUACUGUGGUUUGGCAGCGUUACUACUGCUGAGGGAUUACAGGUGGCGAACUAUUUGAGGGCACGACAGUUUCCUUUCAUAGGAUUCCUUACCCUGAAGAGCGAAACGAAGCUGGAAUUUAUCUGUCGCAUUGAGGGCAAGCUGUUCGAUUUUAGUUUGUCAUCACUGGAGUCUAAGUUACAAGCUGCAUAUUCAAAGCUUCUCGUUCUAAGACAGCAGAGACAAAACCGGGAGCUACAGCGCCUUGUAAUGGAGCAACAAGACUACCGAUACCAGCAGUCAUUGAUGAGGGAUCAAGAACGAAGCCGGGCUUCUGAUGAGGCUCGCUUGCAAGAACAACAGCAACAAGAGGAGGAAGGUUUAAAGAAACAGUGGCUUUUAUGGAGGAAGUCCGUGUUACAUCCUGAACCAACUGAAGGCGAUAUUUGUCGACUAGGCAUUAGAACCAACACUGGCCGUCUGGUUCGAAAGUUCGACGCAUCCCUACCCAUAGAAGAAGUAUAUGCUUUUGUGGAGCUACAUUUACUUGGGGUUUUAUCAAACAACGAGACUUACGAAGCUGACAGUGCUCCAGAUUACAACUAUUCUUAUAAUUUUAAACUGACAACACCUGUUCCUCGUGUGGAACUGGACCCAGAAAAAUUAAUCAGAGAUGAAGCAGCAAUAUACCCGUCAGGAACUGUGGUUUACGAGCAAAGUGAUGUGUGA
This is a messenger RNA of Eremothecium sinecaudum, 1290 nucleotides long. RefSeq names its product clathrin-mediated endocytosis regulator UBX3 (gene UBX3). The record is from RefSeq and is a predicted model, not a curated record. The coding region runs from base 1 to 1290 and encodes 429 amino acids. Gene Ontology annotation, molecular function: ubiquitin binding. The transcript has a single exon. NCBI's taxonomy places the organism in Eukaryota, Fungi, Ascomycota, Saccharomycetes, Saccharomycetales, Saccharomycetaceae. Gene Ontology annotation, cellular component: endoplasmic reticulum.